Messenger RNA from Pollicipes pollicipes, 633 nucleotides. RefSeq lists its product as uncharacterized. The transcript is spliced from 3 exons. The coding region runs from base 69 to 440 and encodes 123 amino acids. NCBI's taxonomy places the organism in Eukaryota, Metazoa, Arthropoda, Thecostraca, Pollicipedomorpha, Pollicipedidae. The record is from RefSeq and is a predicted model, not a curated record.
ACCACCGACUGGGCUUCCAAAAGCUCUUCAAGAGUGCCUCGGACGAGCGCUUCGAGCAGGCCGUGUCGAUGAUCAAGUACGUGGUCAAGCGCGGAGGCACCAUGCACCAAGCUCUCAAUGUUAAGCUGCCGACGACUGGCCUGUACAACCCGCUGCCGCUGCCCUCCCUCGGCCUGGCCCUGACCGACGCCAAGGACAUGUACGAGGAGCAGGCGCGCCUGCACCGCGGCGCCCUCUGCCUGACGGCCACCGCCGGCGGCAUUGCUGAAGCCGGCUGCGCGCUCGACGCCGAUCUGGCUCACCAGGCUCAGGACGCCCUCGAGUCCGAGGUGGAGAGGGUCAGUGGCCUGGCGAGCAAGGCCAACCUUCUGGCGUCCAUGUUCACCAGCGGCGAGCACAGCCUGGCCGAGCACCUGUUCGACCAGCAACUGCUGAAAUAGUGCCACAGGUGGCAGCACCGUGAGCAAUACGGACACCCGGUGCCAGCGCAGUCGGUAGUAAUCACGGACAGAAGGUGGCGCCGUGAGACAGAAGGUGGCGCGCCGAUGCCGGGCGCUUUUGUAAUUGUGGCACGCACGUCUCUGCGCUAUGUACAGAGUGAAGGAGAGUCAAUACAUCUAGUGCACUUACCGG